Molecule: messenger RNA, 813 nt
Organism: Zea mays
Lineage: Eukaryota; Viridiplantae; Streptophyta; Magnoliopsida; Poales; Poaceae
Product: 17.4 kDa class I heat shock protein 3
Exons: 1
Coding region: 185-640 (151 amino acids)
Source: RefSeq, marked provisional
CCCAAUUCGCCGCCAGGCCAGGGUAAAAAAAAAAAAGAGGAAGAAAACCUCCUGCAAUUCCCAUUCCAUCGAUCCAGCUCCGGUCCAAGCCAAAGCUUUCUUCGCCCCAAACCUUGUUCAACUCCAAUGUCGGACUUCUUCUUCGGGAGCCCGUUCCGCCGCCUCUUCCACGCGCGCCCCUUCCAUGCCGUCGACUGGUCCUCCGCCGCGGCGGCGGCCAUGGACUGGGUGGAGACCCCGUCCUCCCACGUGCUGCGCGUCAACGUGCCGGGACUCGGCAAGGACGACGUCAAGGUCCAGGUCGACGAGGGCAAAGUGCUCACCAUCAGGGGCGCCCCGCCCGCGGCCAAGGAGAAGGGGAAGGAGGACGAGGAGGAGGGGACGGUGUGGCACGUGGCGGAGCGCGGCAAGCCGGAGUUCGCGCGGGCCGUGGCGCUGCCGGAGAACGUGCGCGUGGACGGGAUCAGGGCCGGCUUGGAGAACGGGGUUCUCACCGUCGUUGUGCCCAAGGAAGUCGCCCCGGCCCGGCCCAAGCCCAGGUCCAUCGCCGUCUCCAGCAAGCUCUGAUGAGUCUGAGGCGAUGAGUGGCAGAGUGUACGGUGCAGUGUUAAACCAUGCCGCAAAUGGCGGGUACGUCUGAAUUCUGGUCGUGUGUGUGUCCGUGUCACCUAGAAAACGCGCACCUCGUGUAAAUUGUGAUACAAUUUCAUGCAAGUAAUCCGAGUGAGUGAAAAUGGCUGCUAGCCAAAAACGGUCGAUUCUGAAUAUGCAGUUUGCAAUAAACUAAAUUAAAAGGAAAAGGCAUGUUUGAAU